This is a messenger RNA of Punica granatum (pomegranate), 2441 nucleotides long. NCBI's taxonomy places the organism in Eukaryota, Viridiplantae, Streptophyta, Magnoliopsida, Myrtales, Lythraceae. The record is from RefSeq and is a predicted model, not a curated record.
UGCCCCAACUAGGAAGACCGUCAAUCGGGCUCGUGAAUACCGCCGGAACCGGAUCGAGUGGACGAGGGAUUGAUUGAUGGGUCGAUUAGAUCUGGGUCACGAGCUGAAGCUGACAGAGAGAGAGAGAGAGAGAGAAAGAGAGAGAGAGAGAGAGAGACGGAGUGGAUGAGCUGAGGCAACGACGACCCAUUUGCGAGUUUCGUGCUUUGCCAGUCUGUUCCAUCGGUGGAGAAGGAGAAGAAGAAAAAGGAAAAGGGGAGAAGUGAAAGCGAAGCAGAGGGCCAUUGACUCUUGGACUGAGACGGGAGCUUCCUGUUAGAUCUGGUCACUUAACCCUCUCAGGUAGCUAGCACCAUCCACGUAUCUUUGUCCUUUUCGUUGGGCCGCCGCCUUUCACUUCUGUACUGGAACUGUGGUUGUUUGGACUUUGGAGCUUAUCUCUUCCUCAUUGGGUCGUGAAUUCAAUCACUUCCGAUCGAAAAUUUGCCCUCUCCUGCUGUGCUAAACGGGUAUCGUAGAUUCGUGUCCAUUUCUCUUGCUGACUUCUUAGAAGGGUCACCUCGGCAGAUGAUAUAGAGAUGGGGAGAAAAGGAAGCUGGUUUUCUUCCGUAAAGAAGGCACUCAGCCCCGAAUCAAAGGAGAAAUCGGGUAAAUCAAAGAAGAAAUGGUUUGGGAAGGAAAAGCAUGUGGCUACCCAUUCGGGUCAUACUGAAGCUGCCCCAGAACCGACUCUGCCUCCCCCUUCUCAUCCUCAUCAAAAUGUGGAGGAUGUGACACUGAUCAAUGAGCACAAGGAAGAGACCAAGGAUGUCUCGGCUUUGACUAAUGUGGCCGUUGAAUCAGUUGCUCAGACUGCCACAGAGGUUUUAACCGUCAGCACAGUUAGUCGGUUUGCUGGAAAAUCCAAAGAAGAGAUUGCAGCCAUAAGGAUUCAGACAGCAUUCCGAGGUUACCAGGCAAGAAGGGCAUUGAGAGCACUGAGAGGACUUGUCAGGUUGAAGUCGUUGAUCGAAGGGCCAGCAGUGAAACGCCAAGUCAACAAUACAAUGAAGUGCAUGCAGACUCUUGCUCGCUUGCAGUCUCAAAUCCAUUCUAGGAGGCUGAGAAUGUCGGAGGAGAAUCAGGCUCUUCAGAGACAGCUAUUGCAGAAUCGAGCAAAGGAGCUUGAGUUGAAAAUUGUGGAGGAAUGGGAUGACAGUCUACAGUCCAAGGAACAGAUUGAGGCGAGCCUACUGAAGAAGUUCGAGGCUACCAUGAGAAGGGAAAGAGCCCUUGCCUAUUCAUUUACCCAUCAGCAAACUUGGAAGAACCAAUCCAAAUUGAUGAAUCCGAUGUUCCUUGACCCGAGCAAUCCUGCAUGGGGCUGGAGCUGGUUGGAGAGGUGGAUGGCUGCUCGGCCCUGGGAGAAAGACACAGUCAAUGAACAGUCGUCCACAAAGAGCACGGGCGUCAACAUUGCAGGAGAAAUCAGCAAAUCAUACGCCCGCUAUCAGCUAAAUUCCGACAAGAACAAUUCUCCAACUGCGAGCCAAAAGUCUACGCACUUCAACAGUUUCCCAUCCCCAUCAGCACCUGCCAAGCCAACUCCACCAUCAGGCCCUCGUAAUAAGCUGAAGCCCAGCAACAGCCCUAGGUCGAGCAUGGGAGGCCCUGAGGACGAUUCUAAGAGUAUGCUCAGCGUCCAGUCAGAGCAGACUCGAAGGCAUAGCAUCGGGGUGGCUUCUUCUGUUCGGGAUGAUGAGAGCCUUGCGAGCUCGCCUUCUGUCCCAAGCUACAUGGUGGCAACGCAAUCUGCCAGGGCCAAGUCUAGGCUCCAGAGUCCAUUGGGGCCUGACAGCAAUGGAAAGCCCGAGAAAGUAUCCCCAGUAAUUGCAAAGAAGAGGCUCUCUUAUCCUCCCUCUCCUGGUAGGCCUAGACGGCAUUCGGGUCCUCCAAAGGUGAACACGAGCAUCAUCUCAGAGAACAGUGUGACGAGCGGAGUUGCCACUUAAAACUGCCCUUCGAUGGAGCUAUAUCAGAGUCGAGGUAUUAGAGCCUAUCCGGUGUCUUACGAGAAGAAAGAAGAUGGCCCCUUGGAAGCAACAAAAUCGACUCCCUCACUCAUUGCUGGAGACUGUUCGUUUUCUCGCUUGCUCGCAUUUGAUUGUCAGCAUACAUUUUGUUAUAUCUUUGGCUUCUCUUCCCAUAGUGAUUCAGGUUCGUACAUGAGAUCAGGAUAACAUUGCGUCCGCUGUCCGGCCACUUUUUCCAUGUCAAAUUGAUUGCAUUGUCGACAACUACUAGAAAGAGUGCUUGUAAUAUUAUGUCUUCGAUUCCACGUACUCAUUUUUCUUAUUGUAAGAUUGAUUUUUUUAUUUUUUUUCGGUUACAAGAGAGACAUGAGUGAAGAUGUUCUUUUAUUAUUUGAAAUCCUUAUAUAAAUAGUCUAAAGCUUUUACCCA